Molecule: messenger RNA, 1720 nt
Organism: Bufo bufo (common toad)
Lineage: Eukaryota; Metazoa; Chordata; Amphibia; Anura; Bufonidae
Product: gastrula zinc finger protein XlCGF49.1-like
Exons: 1
Coding region: 1-681 (226 amino acids)
Source: RefSeq, a predicted model, not a curated record
AUGUGGAAAAUGUUUGUAAGCAUUUCUAAUCUUUAUGAACAUCAGUACACUCAUAGAAGGGAGAAGCCAUUUUCAUGUUCAGAAUGUGGGAAAUGUUUUAACCAGAAAUCAGCUCUUGUUAAACAUAAAAGAAUUCACACAGAGGAGAAGACAUUUUUAUGUUUAGAAUGUGGGAAAUGUUUUGCUCUAAAAAGAUAUUUGCUUACGCAUCAAAGAACUCACACAGGGGUAAAGCCAUUCUCAUGUUUAGAAUGUGGAAAAUGUUUCAACCGUAAAUCAGACCUUGUUAAACAUCAAAGAACUCACACAGGGGAGAAGCCAUUUUUAUGUUUAGAAUGUGGAAAACGUUUUUCUGUAAAAAAAUGUCUGGUUACACAUCAAAGAACUCACACAGGGGAGAAGCCAUAUUCAUGUUCAGAAUGUGAGAAAAGUUUUAACCAAAAAUCAGCUCUUAUUACACAUCGGCGAAUUCACACAGGGGAGAAGCCAUAUUCAUGUUCAGAAUGUGGGAAAUCUUUUCCCCGGAAAUACCAUCUUGUUACACAUCAAAAAACUCACACAGGGGAGAAGCCAUAUUUAUGUUUAAAAUGUGGAAAAUCUUUUCCCCGGAAAUCACAUCUUGUUAGACAUCAAAAAGUUCACAAAAGAGAGAUGCCAUCUUCAUGUCUAGCUAGUUACUGACUGCCACAUGUGUUUUACAGUGGUCACUAACUAGCUUUAUUCUGAUAGAUGCGCUUUUUUAUGUUGGUGCAUCGAAAUAAAACAGCACCUUGCUUUCAGCUACCAGAGGUAGCUGAGGGUUUGGCCCAAUAAUCGGAGGCUGCUAUGAGAGGUCCCUGAACACAAAUGAUCUCCUGUAUUGAAUGGAUACCAGUGAUCAACCGUAAAAUACAGUUAAAAGUGAAUCACCUUUCACUGAAAAUGUUCAUCAAAUGGAGAAAAAAAUAAAUGAACCUCAAGCCUCUGAUUGGUAUGGGGACUUCCCUUCAUUCCUGUAAAAGCCACAAAUACAGGGGCUUAUGGGACAGUCAAAAAAUAGAGCUGGAUUCCCACAACAACUAGUGUCCAAGCAGGUUGAAAAACAGGCUACAUUCGCACUAGCACUUUAUUUUUUUAAUCAUUUUUAUUAGUUUUCUUUAUAACACAAAAUACAAAGAUAGAAAAGAAAAACAAUACCUUCCAGGGUGAAUUUUACAUAAACUCCCUUUUGGGUAUACAUAUAUAGUAAAACCAAUACAAUAAUACUAUUACAUAUUACAAUACCUAUGUGUAAACACCCCCCUCCCUUCAUUGUCUCGGGGGGCCUGGCCAGAGUGUUAUUUUUCUCCCCCAGUCCCCCGCCUUUACCUCCAGAACAUAUUUUAAAACAUGGAUGGAAGAGAAAUGCCUGAUUUAUUGUGCCAUGUGUCCAUCAAAACCAGGCCUUUGUUAUUACCUUUGAAACAUACCACACAAUAAUUAUUAAUUUUAUGUAACUUUUAGGGAAUGCCAAAAGGGUUGUGGGGUGAGGAAAUCAAUUUACUUAUAAUUUCUGUUAGUUUUUAUUGUCUGUUACUGGGAUGUCUGCUGCCUGGAUAACUAUAAUUGUUACGAAAAAGGGUGGGCUGUGGGGAAUUGGGAGCCAACGUACUCAAAUUUUCUUUUUAGUUUGUGUUGUUACUGGGUUCUCCAUUACUGGACUGUCCGUAAUUAUAAAUUUUAUUGAAGUUUUAGGGAACAC